Messenger RNA from Pisolithus orientalis, 1243 nucleotides. Its product is annotated as Quinolinate phosphoribosyl transferase. NCBI's taxonomy places the organism in Eukaryota, Fungi, Basidiomycota, Agaricomycetes, Boletales, Pisolithaceae. The transcript is spliced from 6 exons. Gene Ontology annotation, cellular component: cytoplasm. Gene Ontology annotation, molecular function: nicotinate-nucleotide diphosphorylase (carboxylating) activity. The record is from RefSeq and is a predicted model, not a curated record. Gene Ontology annotation, biological process: NAD+ biosynthetic process; quinolinate catabolic process. Bases 341 to 1243 code for a protein of 300 amino acids.
UUACCACUGCGUUUUGAUUGAACUUUGUUGUGGACUAUUAGGUGUCAAUCUAAUAAUCCCUCGUUUGUCCUCACACUCGUUCUUUUCUUUGGUGAACGGCUCUGCGUAUUAGGUACUUUACGUUUUUGUGCAGGACUUGCUGGCAGUUGACUUUUGUUGGACGAUGGUGGUAAUUUACGUGUUGACAGCUACAAGGCUAAGAUGAGAGACAUGCUGACUCCAUGACACUAACUGUGCACCGGUGAGUAUCUGAGUCGCGACCGUGCUUGGCAUCACGCGGGUACUAUUGCCUCUGUGUGACUUGGAUAGAUUCUCACAAGCCAAGUUGGCAAUUGUGAUCAUGUCGUUUGAACAUUUGCUGCCACCCAGUUGGAGGGUCCAAGUCGGUGACUGGCUCGCUGAGGACACGCCGGCCUUCGAUUAUGGUGGCUACGUCGUUGGAGAGGCUGAAAGAAUUGCAUUUCUCUUUGGCAAGGGAAAACAGCUUGCAGUUUUGGCAGGGUGUCCAUUCGUCACUGAGAUCUUCCAUCAGCUCGGCUGCCAGGUGGAAUGGCACAUGAAAGAGGGAGACACCUUCCAGCCCAUCAAACACGUUGCCACCGUUCGAGGCAAAGCCCGGCAUCUCCUCCUUGGAGAACGCGUAGCGCUAAACCUGCUUGCCAGAUGCAGUGGAAUUGCAACAAAGUCGAAGCAGAUCAAGGAUUUGGCUGUAGGAUAUGGUUACAAAGGUAUCAUAGCGGGCACGAGGAAGACCACGCCAGGGUUCCGUCUCGUCGAGAAGUACGGAAUGAUCGUUGGUGGAAUUGAUCCCCAUCGCCACGAUCUAUCUAGUAUGAUCAUGCUCAAAGACAAUCACAUUUGGUCGACUGAAGCCAGUGGCCAACCAGUCCCAAAUUCAGGGUCAAUCACUGCCGCCAUCAAGCAAGCGCGUUCUGUCGGGGGAUUCAGCUUGCUUCUUGACGUGGAAGUCAAUUCAGAAGCUGAGGCAAAUGAAGCGAUCGAGGCGGGUGCCGACAUCAUCAUGCUCGACAAUAUCGAAGGCGAAGAACUCGUGACUGUUGCUCGCAAGUUGAAAGACAAGUGGGCAGGCAAACGUAAAUUUCUCUUUGAAUCGAGCGGAAACAUUACAGAAGCCAACUUACACGAGCGAGUGAUUGAUGAAAUCGACAUCUUGAGCACAAGCGUAGUCCAUCAGUCCGUACCGCACAUAGAUUUCAGCCUGAAAAUUCAGGUACCAGGAUGA